UUAACCGAAAUCUCACUGGGACAGAGCGCGGGAUGAGCGAAGGGACCCCCCGCACCGUAAUGGUGGAGGCGAACCACCUCCAAGGCUCGCAGCGGAGACGUUCUCCUCGGUUUGGUUCCCCUGGAGUUCUGCAGGAUAGCGAAACCAAGAUGGCGCUGGGAGUGAAGCGGUCCAUCACUGUGAGGAAGAUCGCCCCCAGGAAAACCACCGCUCUGUCCGGGAACAACAAGGAGAACACCCCUAAGAGGUCUCAGAACCUUAAGGAAACAAAGGGCGCAACCCCGGAACCCGGCUCGAACCGCCGGACCCCCACUUCAGCCGGGAAGAAGAGGCAGCAGGCCCUCGAACCCACACCCAGUGGCCCGUCCUCCUCAGCCCGGAGGAGGAAGCCGCCGCGGCCCCCCGUACCGUCCCCCAUCCUGGCCUCCUCUCCCCCGGCCGCCUCUCAGCCCGCAGAUCCACAGGACUCGGUCUGGACCCAGAAGGUCCGCCGCUCCUACAGCAAGCUCAGCGACAGCUCGCUCCACAGCCCCGGGCACAGAGAGACUUUGUUCGGCUUCGAGAGGCUCAGCACCCCGGAGGUGGUCCGGAGCCGGGUGGAGCUCUCCCGGUCCUCUCUGGAGGUUUCUGGGUCAUUCGCGUCUAUGCUAGAGGCCGAUGAAUGCGGACCCAAACCGGACCCGAACAUCCCCGGGGUAGCGGUGGUGAAGGAGAAGCGGAAGAAGCGGAAGGUGCAGCAGAUCAACACCGAGGAGCUGGAGGUCCUGGCGGCCCAGAUGAACGCGGAGUUCCGGGAGGCAGAGCAGUUCGAGCUGGUGGUGGAGUGACCGGGGGACGGACAGAUUCACAACACCUGGGCUGAUCAGACUGCGGGGCUUUCUGUAUAAAGCUGUUAGUUUAUAGUUAUAGAAACACCGGAUGAUCUUUCUAACUGAAUGGACCGAACUGCAGCUUCCGGUUCUGUUCUCAAUAACAGUUUAUUCUCCAGGUUCUUCCUUCAUUUAGUUUUUAUCCGAACCAGAACCAGACUGCUGGGAUAUGGACUAUGUAAAUACUGCCGCCAUUUUUUAGGAGGUUCUGAAAGAUUCUGGCUCUCCUUCAGUACUUUAGGAUUAUGAAGGUGGAAUUACAGAUUAUCCAGGAGACGCUUUUAUUAAACAUCUUAUUCUUGGACUCUUGUCUGGAUUUUCUGUCUGAAUAAAUCCAGAAUGAAGAAAAUCUGAA
This is a messenger RNA of Xiphophorus couchianus (Monterrey platyfish), 1224 nucleotides long. It is a transcript of the gene cdca5, whose product is annotated as cell division cycle associated 5. The transcript has a single exon. The coding region runs from base 33 to 827 and encodes 264 amino acids. The record is from RefSeq and is a predicted model, not a curated record. Gene Ontology annotation, biological process: mitotic metaphase chromosome alignment; mitotic sister chromatid cohesion; double-strand break repair. NCBI's taxonomy places the organism in Eukaryota, Metazoa, Chordata, Actinopteri, Cyprinodontiformes, Poeciliidae. Gene Ontology annotation, cellular component: nucleus.